This is a messenger RNA of Rhagoletis pomonella (apple maggot), 1323 nucleotides long. RefSeq names its product POU domain protein CF1A-like. NCBI's taxonomy places the organism in Eukaryota, Metazoa, Arthropoda, Insecta, Diptera, Tephritidae. The coding region runs from base 1 to 1299 and encodes 432 amino acids. Gene Ontology annotation, biological process: brain development; regulation of transcription by RNA polymerase II. Gene Ontology annotation, cellular component: nucleus. The record is from RefSeq and is a predicted model, not a curated record. The transcript has a single exon. Gene Ontology annotation, molecular function: DNA-binding transcription factor activity, RNA polymerase II-specific; RNA polymerase II cis-regulatory region sequence-specific DNA binding.
AUGGCCGCCACCUCGUAUAUGACACCGUCCAGCGGUGACCUAGACAUGGCGCUGGGCGGCGGUGGCUAUCACACCUCAUCGCCUCGGUCUGCCGCCGAUGCAGGCGAAAUGAAGUACAUGCAGCAUCAUCAUCAUCAUGCCGCCGCCGCUGCUGCCCACCAUCAGCUUCCAUCAUCUCCCAGCCCGAAUGCAGUCGUAGGCGGCGCGUCCGGAACGGGUGGCGGUGCCGGCGGGUUGGGUAUUUCUACGACAGGGCUCAGUUCGAUUACACCUACAGGCGGCUUAGGCUCGAACCCCUGGACCGCGUUACAUCCUUCCGAUCCCUGGGCGUCCAUGACACACCAUACACAUCAUCAUCCCGCGGAUGCGGUGAAGCAGGAAAUGUCACAUUUGUCACAGCAGUCGCGGGUUCAGCAAGGCAUGGCAUCCCCUCAUACAUGGCACGCACCGGUUCAUGCUCCCGCCCAUUACGCACCGACGGGCGGUUCACCGUUGCAAUACCACCAUGCAAUGAACGGUAUGUUGCACCAUCCAGCGCAUGCAGCGCAUCACCAAGGCGUGGCACCGCUCCACCAUGCCUUACGCGGCGAGUCGCCACAGUUGCAUAUACAUCACCACCUGCAAGGCGAUCGCGACGUGUCGGGCGGGGAAGAAGACACGCCUACUUCAGAUGAUUUAGAGGCGUUUGCUAAGCAGUUCAAACAGCGCCGCAUUAAGCUCGGCUUUACACAAGCGGACGUCGGCCUAGCGCUUGGCACCCUGUAUGGCAACGUCUUCUCUCAGACGACAAUUUGCCGCUUCGAGGCUCUACAGUUAAGUUUCAAGAACAUGUGCAAAUUGAAGCCACUUCUACAAAAAUGGCUCGAAGAGGCUGAUUCUACAACCGGCUCGCCGACCAGCAUCGACAAGAUCGCGGCGCAGGGACGCAAGCGCAAGAAACGUACCAGCAUUGAGGUGAGUGUAAAGGGCGCACUUGAGCAGCAUUUCCACAAGCAGCCGAAGCCAUCAGCCCAAGAGAUCACUUCACUGGCGGACUCGCUGCAGCUAGAGAAGGAGGUUGUGCGGGUGUGGUUCUGCAACCGACGGCAGAAGGAGAAGCGGAUGACUCCGCCGAACACAAUGGGCGGCGAUAUGAUGGACGGCAUGCCACCGGGUCACAUGCAUCCGCACGCCGGCUACCAUCCGCAUCACGAUAUGCACGGCAGUCCGAUGGGCACGCACAGUCACAGCCAUAGCCCGCCCAUGCUUAGCCCACAAAACAUGCAGUCCGCGGGGGGGCAUCAGUUAGCGGCUCACUAGCAAUCAGAAAUCCAGGAGUCGAAC